AGUAGUGGUGUGGAGGGGCCAAAGAUGGAGGCGGCCGCCGCGCCCACCCCCUUGGCCGGACUGGCCUGGGUUCCGGCUGCGGCCGCUCCCCCGUGGGGCUACAGCGCGAUUUCGAACACCGUGGAGGGGACACCUGCCAACUUCGGAAAAGGGUUUGCGCAAAAGUCCGGGUAUUUCCUCUGCUACUUGACUCUGGGCACCUCUGAGAACACCCAGCAGAGUGUGGUGAACGACAUCCAGAUUCUGAGCGAAAAAACACCUCUCCCCAUUGGCUUCUCCUUUAUCAACGAAUUCCUGGACGCCAAAACCUCUGUGUCCAAGAAGAAAAGAGUCUGCAUGAAGCUGGUUCCUCUGGGGGCAACGGAUAUAGCCGUCUUGGAUGUCAAGCUGAGUAGCAAGAGCAGAGCUGUGCCAGGCUACAUGCGUGUAGGAGACCUGGGGGGCUUUGCAAUUUGGUGUAAAAAAGGAAACAUCUCCAAGCCCCAACCGUUGCCUCGUCCGAGGAACGUCACCUCAGAGUUGAAGACUCUCUCCCUGGACCUACCUAGAUCUCAGGAGAAGCCUCUGUCCAGAUCCGGCUCGACCCUGGCCACUCUCCAGCGCAGCGACUCCGUCUACGAGGCAUCUGGUCUUUAUGGCAUCUCUGCUCUGGAUGGGGUCCCCUUUACGCUGCACCCGAGGUUUGAGAGCCGUGGCCCCGGCCCAACUGGAUUCUCUGCUUUCACUGACCUGAACAUCAAGUCUCUGGCUGACAUCGAGGAAGAAUACAACUAUGGAUUCGUGGUGGAGAGAACAGCAGCAGCCCGCCUGCCCCCCAGCAUCUGCUAGGAUCUGGCCCAACGGAGGGGAUUUCACCCUGCUUCCCCUCCUCCAGCUCCCGGGACUCAACGUGGGACCCGUCCCCCUCACCAAGUUGCCUUUCAUGCCUCUCCCCUCCCCCCCUUUCCCUUCUAGGCCAGUGGGGAGAGGAGUGUGCCUGCCAAGAUCUCUGGCCAGCACGGCAGGACAGGGGAGCCUGUUCCUUGAAACAAUUUAUUCACAUCGUGCCUUUGGGAUCUGGGUCUGCCCGGGCUCAACGAUAAAGAUUAUCAGUUUC
Messenger RNA from Tachyglossus aculeatus (Australian echidna), 1096 nucleotides. RefSeq names its product multivesicular body subunit 12A (gene MVB12A). Lineage: Eukaryota; Metazoa; Chordata; Mammalia; Monotremata; Tachyglossidae. The record is from RefSeq and is a predicted model, not a curated record. The transcript has 10 exons. The coding region runs from base 25 to 828 and encodes 267 amino acids. Gene Ontology annotation, biological process: endosome to lysosome transport via multivesicular body sorting pathway; receptor catabolic process; viral budding. Gene Ontology annotation, cellular component: cytosol; ESCRT I complex.